Molecule: messenger RNA, 768 nt
Organism: Vicia villosa (hairy vetch)
Lineage: Eukaryota; Viridiplantae; Streptophyta; Magnoliopsida; Fabales; Fabaceae
Exons: 1
Coding region: 1-768 (255 amino acids)
Source: RefSeq, a predicted model, not a curated record
AUGAACUUACCAGUUUGGAACAAAGUUACUCUCCUAAAAUGUCUUUGGAAUAUCUGCAAGAAGAGUGAUAAUUUGUGGAUUCAAUGGGUUCACAAAGUGUAUCUGAAAGGCAGGGAUGUGAUGAGUGUGGAUAUUGGGAGUAACUGGACCUGGAUCAUUAAGAAAAUAGUAAAGUGUAGGAUGCUUGUAGAUGCUAUCAGACAACUAUGGAACCAUAUGAGUACUGCUGGCAAGUUCUCUAUGAGGAAAGUGUAUAAUUGCUUGAUGGAAGAUAUUAGUGUACCAUGGUAUUCCUUGUUGAUGCAUAAUCUGGCCCGGCCUAGAGCUUGCAUCACAGUAUGGAUGCUAUGUCAUAAUCAUCUCCCUACUAAAGACAGAUUAUAUCGGUUUGGAAUUAUUGGGAACACUGUGUGUAGUUUGUGUGGUAUGGAGGAAGAUAGUGCAAAUCACUUAUUUUUCUCUUGUCCUAAAACAGCUGAAAUAUGGCAUGAAAUUCUGAAUUGGUUAGGUGUUUGCCAUAUUCCUCAGGACUGGAACCAUGAGUUGCAGUGGAUUUUGGCAAGUACAAAAGGAAAAGGGUGGAGAGCAAGGAUCCUGAAGCUGGCAGUAAUUGAAACAAUUCAUGAAACUUGGUUGUUUAGGAACUCUAUAGUUUUUAACAAUGACAUGUAUAGGAACAAUACAAAGGAAAGAAUUAUUGAUAGCAUUGUAUAUAGAGGGUGGAGAAAUAGGAAAAUUAGAUUGCAUAUUGCAAAUCUAAUGGUAUAG